Danio aesculapii is the source of this 1716-nucleotide messenger RNA. RefSeq lists its product as uncharacterized. The coding region runs from base 64 to 1716 and encodes 550 amino acids. The transcript is spliced from 10 exons. The record is from RefSeq and is a predicted model, not a curated record. Lineage: Eukaryota; Metazoa; Chordata; Actinopteri; Cypriniformes; Danionidae.
UUUAUCACCAUCUUUACAGAUAAAUCCAGAGCUUCAACGGACAAAACAUCAAGUGAUGGAACUAUGAUUGAUCCUGCAACUUCAAGUGGCACUGAGUGUUCAGUAAAUGAUUUUCCUGCAGAUAUGGGAACCCAUGCGCAGCGUGCCAUUGAUAUACAGUUACAGGAACUGAGUCAAGCGCUUAUCUCAGACAAAAGUGUGUCUGCGUCUCACAAUUGGACUUUAAGACAAGUAUUAUCUGAAAGCCAUUGGUUACAAGCAAGACAAACCCUCUUGGACUACUCCCUAACAUCAGAGAUGGUAGAGUGCUUAAAUUGUGAUCACUGCAGAGCCAAAGCAGCAGUAAUAAGGUGCAAGGACUGUUUGCCAAAACCACAUUACUGCAGCAGCUGUGAUGUGUCAGCUCACCAACACUAUACUCUGCAUAACAGAGAGUGUUUUUUAGAAAACUUUUUUAACCCUAUUCCUCCGUCAGCCGUUGUGAUAGAAAUCAAUGGGAAGCAAACAUUAUGUGAGCAAGCAUGUUUGUUACCCAUACAAGAGCCACGAAGUAUUUGUGAUUGUGAGGACCAAAACUUGUCUGUUAGCACUGGUCGAUUAAUACAGCUCAUCAACAUAAAUGGUCGCUAUGAUCUCUCUUUGCCUAUGUGGUGCUGCAACACUUGCCACAAAUCAUGGACACCUGGGCUGCUGGACCUUGCCCGAAGUGGUUACUGGCCAGGCUCUGUAACAUUUCAAACAAUAUAUCAGGUUGAUCUGUUCACUUCUUUUGAGCUGUUUAAAGUCGCUGCACCAGGCCUAUCACGACAAGCAUUUAUAAAGAUGCUAGAGCAAAGGUCACAGAACUUUGGACGGAAUGACACUAUAUGUGGCAAAACAUUCCAGAAGGCAUUUUUGGAGUGGACAUAUUGUCGUCAUGAGAAAGAAAAGCUCAGUGCAAUUGAUCACUUCUCGUGUCCUGCAUGUAUCCCAAAUGCUGUUGCAGUGUCUGCAGAUGGAAACCGCAAACUAUAUCGGUUUAACAAAGCCAGAGAAGUCGAAGAACAGCCUUUUUUUAAUGGUGUUUUCAUUGCCAAGGAUGAGGAUGUGACCAAUUUUGUCAAUUUUGUUCAACAAAAGACCAGCUCAGUACAAGGAAAAGGCACAUGUGGAAAAUCCACUUGGGCUGCUGCCAGAGAGACUUCAAGGAAGUCUAGUGGUAAAUUGGAUGAGGAGGGGUUGGAAGUGGCAGUGUGCAGACACAACAUUUUGUUUAAAGCCCUGAAUAUGAGCAGGGGUGAGAUUUUUGCAUACCCUAUGUAUUUGCAAAAGGAAAUCGCCUCAAAAACAAACUGCAGAUUCUUCUGCACAGACAUCAUGUGCCAAUACUGGCCCUACUUACAAAAGGUUGCACAAGUAGUUCCAAGUCUGCAGAAGUUAACAGAGAUGAAGCCAUUCCUUUCUAUCAUGCAUGCAAAAGGACACUCUACAAGUUGUGAGGUCCAGUGGAGUGGCAGAAAUCAAUCAGGAGCAGGCACUACAAUAGGAGAGGAAGUUGAGCAAGUUAACAGUUUUUUAUCACAUGUUGCUCUUACAACAAAAUAUAUGAGCAAGGCUGCACGAGUGGACAUGAUCACACUUCAUGCAAAAGGAUGGAAUCAGCUGAAAAAGAAAAGCCUCCACGUGUACUUGUCUCAGCGAUACUUAAAGGUAUAUGAAUUCAAAAUGCUGUUGUAG